Molecule: messenger RNA, 3393 nt
Organism: Xylona heveae TC161
Lineage: Eukaryota; Fungi; Ascomycota; Xylonomycetes; Xylonales; Xylonaceae
Product: kinesin heavy chain
Exons: 6
Coding region: 278-3124 (948 amino acids)
Biological process (GO): microtubule-based movement; mitotic spindle organization
Molecular function (GO): ATP binding; microtubule motor activity; microtubule binding
Source: RefSeq, a predicted model, not a curated record
CAAAGCUGUGCAUAUAGCCCCUGCACGUCAAGUAGCUCCACGGGCAGUCUUGCGAUCACGUCUGUUGAUCGAUAACCGGCCGAAUCCGAUUUUCUGACCUUGCGCAGCAUUUUGCGCGAGGCCGUAACGGCGGAACCAUCGCAGAGGCCGCGACUCCCCUCACCAAUUAAUCAAUGCGUCGUGGGACUGGCAGGCUCAAACUAGUAGAGAUCGAAAUCUAUGACAAUAUUGUCGAGUUUGCUAAACUAAUAUUGAAUCGUCAAAGACUUUAAACAUCAUGGCGAGCAGCACGGGUUCUGCGAACAACUCCAUAAAGGUGGUGGCGCGGUUUCGACCACAGAAUAAGGUCGAGCUGUCCAGUGGAGGAGAACCGAUAGUCGACUUUGAAUCGGAAGAUACAUGCCGUCUAAAUUCAAAGGAAGCAACCGGUGCUUUUACAUUUGAUCGCGUCUUUGAUAUGAACUGCCGUCAAAACGAUGUCUUCGAUUUCUCUAUCCGAUCCACGGUCGACGAUAUUUUAAAUGGCUAUAACGGAACCGUCUUUGCCUAUGGCCAGACAGGUGCGGGAAAGUCUUAUACCAUGAUGGGAUCAGAUAUCGACGACGAUGAUACGAAGGGAAUAAUACCACGGAUUGUGGAACAAAUAUUUGCGAGUAUUUUGGCCAGUCCAGGGAAUAUCGAGUAUACAGUUAGGGUCAGCUACAUGGAGAUUUACAUGGAGAGGAUCAGGGAUUUGUUGGCUCCUCAAAAUGACAACCUUCCGGUGCACGAAGAAAAGAAUAGAGGUGUAUAUGUCAAGGGUCUUUUGGAAAUCUACGUCUCUAGCGUACAGGAAGUUUAUGAGGUCAUGCGCCGCGGUGGAAACGCCCGAGCAGUGGCUGCCACGAACAUGAACCAGGAGUCAUCACGGUCCCAUUCGAUUUUUGUCAUCACAAUCACCCAAAAAAAUGUCGAAACUGGCUCCGCAAAGAGUGGCCAGCUCUUUCUUGUUGACCUGGCCGGUAGCGAAAAGGUCGGGAAAACGGGUGCGAGCGGCCAGACUCUUGAAGAAGCAAAGAAAAUCAACAAGAGUUUGAGUGCAUUAGGAAUGGUGAUUAAUUCUCUGACUGACGGCAAAUCUACACAUAUCCCCUACCGAGACUCGAAGCUUACCAGAAUCUUGCAAGAAAGUUUGGGUGGAAAUUCAAGAACAACACUGAUCAUCAACUGCUCUCCGAGCAGUUACAAUGACGCGGAGACUAUUAGCACCCUAAGAUUUGGUGUCCGGGCGAAAUCGAUCAAGAAUAAGGCAAAGAUCAACGCUGAGCUUAGUCCGGCAGAGCUGAAGCAGCUACUCAAAAAGGCUCAACAUCAGGUAACGACGUUUGAAAAUUAUGUGUCAACCCUGCAAGGUGAAAUUCAGCUGUGGCGGAGCGGCGAGAGCGUUCCGAAAGAGCGUUGGGCUCUACCACUUGCCAUAGAUGGCAUACCUAAUCUGAAGUCGGAUACGAAACCGCGGCCUGCUACUCCGUCCAGACUGCAGAAUGCAGACCAAGGAAGGACGGACAGUCCUUCUCGACCGGAUUCAAGACUUGGAGACCGCGCGAGCACGCCAAGCAUCCUUCUUGAUAAAGACGAAAGAGAGGAAUUCCUACGCCGCGAAAAUGAAUUACAGGAUCAGAUUUCCGAAAAAGAGACCCAACUGGCAAAUGUUGAAAAAACUCUGAGAGAGACAAAAGAGGAGCUACAGUUCCUCAAAGACCACAACUCGAAGACAGCAAAGGAGAAUGAAAAGCUUACCAGCGAAGUUGAUGAGAUGAGGAUGUCUCUUGAAAGGAUUAGUUUCGAGAGCAGAGAGGCACAAAUUACCAUGGAUGGGCUCAAAGAAGCCAACUCGGAGCUCACGACAGAGCUAGAUGAGGUGAAGCAGCAAUUGUUGGAUGUGAAGAUGAGCGCAAAGGAGACAACCGCUGCGCUGGAUGAAAAGGAAAGGAAGAAGGCAGAGCGAAUGGCGAAGAUGAUGGCUGGUUUUGACUUGGGCGGCGAAAGUCUCUCCGAGAGCGAAAAGAGCAUCAACGACGUUAUUUGGCUUGUGGAUUCAUUGCUCGAAGCUACGACUGUGGGCUCUGAAAUGAGACCAGAUGACAUCAAAAACAUCAGGUCUAAGCUUUCUGAGACGCAAAACCUUGUUCGGCAGAUGGAUCUUUCGUUGCAUGUUCAAGGCGAAGAUACCGCGGCGCACCAGAAACGCAGAGACGAGCUCGAAGAGCGGCUCUCAAACGUACAACGAGAAUACGAAGAGGUCCUCGAGCGCAACUUAAGUAGCGAAGACAUCGAGGAAGUCAAGUCUCGCCUCGCGAACGCUUAUUCCGAUAGAGACGAUACUCGCCAUCUCUCAAUCGAGCAGCUCAAGGAAGACCUUGAGCGGGCUUCAAAAGAGAACGAAAAACUCAAAGCGGAUAUUGCAAAUACACGGCAAGCACUGAAAGCGGGCGCACUCAAUGGCCUUGCUGCGCCGACGGGCGGAAGUGGAAAGUCCGUGCAGCAACAGAUUGCCGAUUUUGAUGCGAUGAAAAAGAGUCUAAUGCGGGACCUUCAGAAUCGCUGCGAGAGAGUGAUCGAACUGGAAAUAUCGCUAGACGAAGCCAGGGAGCAAUAUAACAACGUCCUCAAGAGCUCCAACAACCGGUCCCAACAGAAGAAAAUGGCAUUCCUCGAGCGGAAUUUGGAGCAACUGACACACGUGCAACGCCAAUUGGUCGAGCAAAAUGGUAGUCUCAAGAAAGAAGUUGCGAUCGCGGAACGGAAAUUGAUCGCUCGAAAUGAACGGAUACAAAGCCUCGAGGGAUUGUUGCAGGACAGUCAAGAGAAGUUGACGGCAGCAAAUCACAGAUUCGAGGCUCAGCUCACGGCCGUCAAGGAGCGACUUGAAGCAGCAAAGGUCGGUUCUACGCGUGGUCUUUCCUCUUCGCCUUCGUCGGGCGGGUUCAGCUUUGGAGGGGCUGGUUCCAGGAUAGCUAAACCCCUGCGUGGCGGAGGGACGAUGGAAACCAGCGGUAUGCCUCCCAGCUUCCCGACGGUGCAAUCUCAGGAGAACAGCAGCGGCAACAAAAGAAGCAGUUGGUUCUUCAGCCCGAGAUCGUGAUUGAUCCGAUACCAGAAUCAUAUGCCAUUCGGACUGUAUAAGCCAUCAAGCACGUAUCGUCGCCAUGAUCCGGAUUACAAGUCACAAACAAUGUUGGCCCCUUGACCGCACGACGUGAUCUCUACGGAAGGAUUAAUACAGCGAGAUUCUCUGCCUGACGUCCUGCAGCGGUUCUUAUUCGAUAUACCACCAGAGUUUUCAUAUGUUGAAGUCUUGCUGCAUAAGAUAAACGCAUUGUAAUUAGAUAUUAGACGCGGCGUUGAGCGCCU